Messenger RNA from Salvelinus fontinalis (brook trout), 3756 nucleotides. Its product is annotated as gastrula zinc finger protein xLCGF3.1-like. The transcript is spliced from 2 exons. Bases 518 to 1624 code for a protein of 368 amino acids. NCBI's taxonomy places the organism in Eukaryota, Metazoa, Chordata, Actinopteri, Salmoniformes, Salmonidae. Gene Ontology annotation, biological process: regulation of transcription by RNA polymerase II. Gene Ontology annotation, molecular function: RNA polymerase II cis-regulatory region sequence-specific DNA binding; DNA-binding transcription factor activity. The record is from RefSeq and is a predicted model, not a curated record.
GUAGUAAGAGGACCUACUGUCAGACUGAUGGAGCUUCCAUGAUUGGUCCCGUAGUAAGAGACAAGGUUAUUCAGGAAAAUAGUACAUAGUGCUGCCUGAAACAUACUGCAACCUUGUACUAAAUGGUUUUUGAGUCAUUUAUGCAUUUAUGUGAAUUUAAGAAAUCUACUAUAGAUUAAGUGCUCUUAUGUUGUGCAAUUUAAAAUGUGUACUUUGUGUCUAAUGUGAAUGAAUGUUUUGUCAAGGAUUAGCUACCUGAUCUACUGAAAUUAGAUAAUUGAAUAAGAAAAAAGAGAAAAUAUUUUUACAGAAUAAAGUGCCAGAACUGUCAAGAAAAUAACUUUUGUGUCUGUUUGUCUUUAUUACUACAGGCCGACUCAGAUUAAGUCUGAGGCCGGUAACAUCAACAGUGAGCACAAACCCAUCCUGCCACUUUCCUUCCACACUUAGUAGAAACCUACAGUCACUGGGUCCUGAUUGUGACGGUGGAGCCCAGUUUGCACUGCAGGAUCCAGAGAUGGCAUCAGUGAAGCUGGAAGACUGCAGUCAAACACUGGAGCUGAAUGUCAACAUUAAAGAUGAAGAAGAGGAGGAGGAGAUUAGGACAACUGUUAGUCAUGGAUACCAUGUUGAGACAUUCUCUACAUCCAGUGAGCAUCCGCAGGAAGAUCAGAGAGCUAAGAGGUCUCACCACUGCCCACAUUGUGGGAAGAUUUUCCCAUUUCUAUCAAAUCUAAAAAUACACCUAAGAAAACACACAGGAGAGAAGCCUUACUCCUGCCCUGACUGUGGAACUAGUUUCUCUCAACUUGCCCACUUAAAAUCACAUGAACGUAUACAUACAGAGGAGAAGCCUUACGUCUGCUCUGACUGUGGAAAAUGUUUUAAAAUAUCAACUCAGCUCAAAGUUCAUCAGAGAACACACACAGGAGAGAAGCCUUAUUACUGCUCUGACUGUGGAAAAGGUUUUAAAACAUCAAAUGUGCUAAAAGUUCAUCGGAGAACACACACAGGAGAGAAGCCUUUCUUCUGCUCUGACUGUGGGGCGAGUUUCUCUCAUCUGGGCACCUUAAAAAUACACCAACUUAUACACACCGGAGAGAAGCCUUACGUCUGCUCUGACUGUGGAACUAGUUUCUCUCAUCUGGGCACCUUAAAAACACACCAACUUAUACACACCGGAGAGAAGCCUUACUCCUGCUCUGACUGUGGAAAAUGCUACAAAACAUCAGCUGAGCUAAAAGUUCAUCAGAGAACACACACAGGAGAGAAGCCGUAUUACUGCUCUGACUGUGGAACUAGUUUCUCGAAAUUUUCCCACUUAAAAACACAUGAACGAAUACAUACAGGAGAGAAGCCUUACGUCUGCUCUGACUGUGGGGCGAGUUUCUCUCAUCUGGGCACCUUAAAAACACACCAACGUAUACACACAGGAGAGAAGCCUUACAUCUGCUCUGAUUGUGGAACUAGUUUCUCUCAACUUUCCCAUUUAAAAACACAUGAACGUAUACACACAGGAGAGAAGCCUUACGUCUGCUCUGACUGGAAAAUGCUUCACAACAUCAACUCAUCUAAAAGUUCAUCAGAGAACACACACAGGAGAGAAGCCUUAUUACUGCUCUAAAUGUGGAAAACGUUUUAAAACAUCAAAUGAGCUAAAAGUUCAUCAGAGAACACACACAGGAGAGAAGCCUUAUUACUGCUCUGACUGUGGAAAAUGUUUUAAAACAUCAAAUGAGCUAAAAGUUCAUCAGAGAACACACACAGGAGAGAAGCCUUAUUACUGCUCUGACUGUGGAAAACGUUUUAAAACAUCAAAUGAGCUAAAAGUUCAUCAGAGAACACACACAGGAGAGAAGCCUUAUUACUGCUCUGACUGUGGAAAACGUUUUAAAACAUCAAAUGAGCUAAAAGUUCAUCAGAGAACACACACAGGAGAGAAGCCUUAUUACUGCUUUGACUGUAGAAAACGUUUUAAAACAUCAACUCAGCUAGAAGUUCAUCAGAAGACUCACACAUGAGAGAAGCCUGCUGACAUCUCUGAUUAUUGGGUGAGUUUCUCUCACCAUAGCAACUUAACACACCAAUGUAUACACACAGGGGAGAAGCCUUACUCCUACUCUGUGGAGGGGUGGGAGUGUAAGUCAAACGUCUAGCCAAAGGCUGCGUGUUUGAAUCUCAUCAAGGAGGACUUAAGCAUUUUAGCUAAUUAGCAACUUUGCAAUUUUUACUUAUGUCAGCAUGUUAGCUUAGCAUGCAACUACUUAGCAUGUUAGCUAAUCUUUCCCCUAAAACAAAACUCUACCUUAAACCCCUCACCCCUAACCUAGCUAACGUUAGCAACAACACAUUGGAAUUCGUAACAUAUCAUACAUAUUACAAGUUCGUAACAUAUUGUAUGAAUAGCAAUGCGUAACAUAACAUAUGAAUUGUAAUUCUUAACAUCUGAUAUGUCCUACAAGUCGUAUUAUACUGAACAACAAUCUAAACACAACAAUUUCAAAGAUUUACAGUUUUUAAAAGGAAAUCAUUCAAUUGAAAUAAAUGAGGCCCUAAUCUAUGGAUUUUACAUGACUGGGCAGGGGCUCGGCCAUGGGUGGGACUUGGAAGGGCAUAGGCCCACUUGGGACCCAGGCCCAGCCAAUCAGCAUGAGUUUUUCCCCACAAAAGGUCUUUAUUCCAGACCGAAAUACUACUCAGCCCCCCUCAGACAGAAGGUCCAGGGCUGCCGUGGUUACAUGUGAUCUGCAGUUGUGAGGCCGGUUGGAUGUACUGCCAAAUUCUCUAAAAGGACUUUAGAGGUGACUUAUGGUAGAGAUGUAAAUAUUAAGUUCUCUGGCAACAGCUCUGGUGGACAUUCCUGCAGUCAUCAUGACAAUUGUACAUUCCCUAAACUUGAGACAUCUGUGACAUUGUGUUGUGUGGCCUUUUAUUGUCCCCCAGCACAAGGUGCACCUGUGUAAUGAUACUGCUGUUUUAUCAGCAUCUUGAUAUGCCACACCUGUCAGGUGGAUGGAUUAUCUUGACAAAGGCUGAAAUGCUCAUUAACAGGGAUAUAAACAAAGUUGUGCACAACAUUUGAGAGACAUUAGCUUUUUGUGCAUAUGGAACAUUGUUUGAUUUUUUUUAUUUCAGCUCAUGAAACCAACACUUUACAUGUUUAGUUUAUAUUGGUAGUCCAAUGUAAUGUAACCUAACAUACUAAAUGGAGUGGCAUGGAUGUGUUUUGUAUAAUAUAAUACGUUCUGCUCUGAGACCAGGUUGUCCCUCUGCAUUAUUCUGUGGGAAGGAGCUAGUAGACACUUUUUUUAUUUAUUGAACCUUUAUUUAACUAGGCAAGUCAGUUAAGAACAAAUUCUCAUUUACAAUGAUGGCCAAGCAACAGUGGGUUAAAGUACCUUGUUCAGAGGCAAAACAACAGAUUUUUACCUUGUCAGGUCAGGGAUUUGAUCUAGCAACCUUUUGGUUACUGGCCCAAUGCUCUAACCACUAGGCUACCUUCCACCCCUAACAUGUAUCAGAUAGAGAUGGUGUGAUGAUCAGUUUUCACCAUUAGUUUGGGGGGGAUUAUUUUACAACUUUAUUUAAUGAGACACAGUUUAUGAAAUUAAUACAUGUGCUUAUUAAUUGUCUUUAAAACUAGAUGAGUUAUUUUAGUUACUGAUCAUGAAUGUGUUUGGAUAACUGCAUUGAAGAAAACGUUAUUGAUCUGCCAAUGAAAAAUAAAGUUACAUGAUUAUGUACUGGUCAACCUCU